Molecule: messenger RNA, 417 nt
Organism: Medioppia subpectinata
Lineage: Eukaryota; Metazoa; Arthropoda; Arachnida; Sarcoptiformes; Oppiidae
Source: the annotation of a GenBank genome assembly
AAACAAUUUAUUCAAUAAUAAAAAGCAAUAAAUAAUUGAUUUAAUUAUAAUUAAUAGAUAAUUAUGUCUGUAAUCAAAGUGGACAUCAAUUGGACACCAUUUCAGGACAGAUUCAUAACAUUUGCAAACGAUUUAAAACUAUUUCAAUGCGAAUCCAUUGGCAAAGAGUUGCUCAAGAGUUUCGCCGGGACACAGAUAUCGGACAAUACGAUCGCCAACAUCAUCGCCACCAACGGUGACGUCCAGUUUGUUAAAUGCAUAGCAUGUAAUCCCAAAACGAUUCAUUUGGAAAACGAUGUCCUGUUGGCCACCGGCCAGACCUCUGGCAAAGUACUGCUCACGUGUUUUCGCUAUAAUGCGGACAAUUCCGGAGUCGUUGGCCGAGAGUUUGUGCCGAAACACGCGCGACAAUGCAAU